This is a messenger RNA of Branchiostoma floridae (Florida lancelet), 902 nucleotides long. Its product is annotated as ankyrin repeat, PH and SEC7 domain containing protein secG-like. Lineage: Eukaryota; Metazoa; Chordata; Leptocardii; Amphioxiformes; Branchiostomatidae. The transcript has 5 exons. The record is from RefSeq and is a predicted model, not a curated record. Gene Ontology annotation, molecular function: protein binding. Bases 74 to 862 code for a protein of 262 amino acids.
CGUACCAAAACAAAGGCUCACGUCGUCAGUGUUCAGAGUCAGGCGUGAAAGUGUCGACAGCGGUCCUAACGAAAUGGCAGAAAAGGCGAACGAAGCUCUGUUGUAUGCUGCUAUCAACGGCUCGGUUGAAGGCGCUGAAGCAGCAUUGAAAGCUGGGGCAGAUAUUGACUUCAAACACGCGGAAAAAGGUAACCCAGGAACAGCAUUGUACGUCGCUUCCAACGCUGGGCAUGUAGACGUAGUGAGACUGCUGCUCCGCAAGGGGGCGUCUGUGGUGGAAAGAACGGGUUCAAUGACACCUCUUCAUGUUGCGGCGCACAUAGGAUCGACAGAAGUGGUGGACUUGUUGGUGCAGCACGGUGCAACAGUAGAUGUACGGGACGGCUGGCAGUUUACGCCACUCCAGUAUGCAUGCAACUACAAAAAUGUCCCCACAGUCCGGCGACUGAUUGAGCUCGGAGCAAGGCCUGAUUUUGUCGACGAUUAUGCAGUAGCCCAUAUCUUGAGAAAAUAUGGCGGAAACAUUGACAAUGACGAGGGUUUUAAGCUGAUACAAGAGGCGAGGAAGACCAAGCUGUUGAGAUGCUGCAACCCUAAGUGUGGCAAACCUGGCUACAGGUCAACCGGAACCCUGAAGCUGUGUGGCCGGUGCAAGCUGACCCGCUACUGCAGCCGUGACUGUCAGAAACAACACUGGUCUGUCGGACACAAGAAGUGCUGUGGGCAUGACGCGUUCACUGGCAAGCGAGCCGAGUUCUUCCAGCAUUGGGCUGACUCACUGACAGAUCACGUUCAAGAACAUGGACUCUUUUCAAGUGCACAACAUUUAGAACGUUCAUUAACGACAUAUGUUAACUUAUAAUUCUCUAUGAAGUUGAUUGCACGGUGACACCACUGCCAGA